Messenger RNA from Drosophila ficusphila, 4521 nucleotides. It is a transcript of the gene tbc, whose product is annotated as small G protein signaling modulator 1. Lineage: Eukaryota; Metazoa; Arthropoda; Insecta; Diptera; Drosophilidae. The transcript is spliced from 9 exons. Gene Ontology annotation, molecular function: GTPase activator activity. The record is from RefSeq and is a predicted model, not a curated record. Bases 570 to 4079 code for a protein of 1169 amino acids. Gene Ontology annotation, biological process: activation of GTPase activity.
AACACGUGGCACUCUGCCCGGGAAAAAGCCUGGAAAAACCUCCGACUUGCUGCCGAGUGUCUGGCCCUACUUGUUCUAUUUUUUUUUUCUGGUUACUGAGUUGACAGAGUUUUCUGGUUAGCCAGCGUUCAGUUGGCCAGUGAGUCAGUGAGCUAGUGAGUCGUCCGAUGGGCGAGCGGGAGGCCAAAGUCUUUGCCCCUCCUCCCCCUUCGGCGGGAAACAAAUUAUUUAUAAAGGACAGCAACUAGUUGGGCAAAAGGAACACCCAAAGCGUGGAGCAUUGAGCACUAAGUACUAAGCACUGAACAGCGUGGAAAGUGGGCAAAAGCAAAAGCGAGAAAAGCGAGAAUAAGUUGAGGAAAACGCAGGCUGCCACAGGCGACACUUUGCUCUCUGCCAGCGUCGCUCUGCUGGCGUCGGCAUACGCAAAACAAAUACAAAUUUUCGAAAUACAUUUUACGCGCGCGUGAAGAGGAGCGGAAUUACGUUGGAAAAGCUUUGGGCAAUCUCCGCGAGCCCCAAACACACGCCCACGCGCAUCCACAACGGAGCGCUUCUUCUGCCGCGAAAUGGUGCAAACCAGUGCAGAUGGCUCCGACUUCAAGGAGCGGCUGAUAGCCAGCGUGAAGAAGGAGGUGAAGCAGCUGAUGGAGGAGGCGGUGACCAAGAAGUACGUCCACGAGGAGAGCAGCUCGGUGACCUCGCUCUGCGGCGCCGUGGAGGCCUGCUUGAGCCAGGGACUCCGGCGAAGGGCCCUGGGCUUGUUUAAGACCUCCUCGACGACGGCCCUGCUGCACAAAAUCGCCAAGAGCUGUCCGGAGGCGGAGCACAUCAGCAAGAUGGUGCAGGAGAUCGAGGCGAGCGAUCCCAGCAAGCGAUCCUCCAGCAGCAGCGACAGCUUCCAGCGACCGCCGAUGCUGAAGAAGAGCAGCAGCAACUCGAUGUCCGGCGGCACCAAUGCGGGGGCCACCUCCUCCUCCACCGCCUCCGCCUCCGCCUCCAUCAGCGUGAGUGCGAGCAACUCCAGCAUGUCGCUGGCCAGCAUGAAAUAUUUGUGGAUUCGGUUGGCGCUCUACGAGAAGCGACUCACCAAAAUCAUUGAGUAUCUGGUGAGCAAUGCCAGCAGCUUCUACGACCGGGACUCCCUGGUGUCCGAUCCGGACUAUGGAUCCAUUUUGAGCUCCUUGCUGGUGGGUCCUUGUGCUCUGGAGUUCACGAGGGCCAAGACAGCCGAUCACUAUUGGACCGAUCCGCAUGCCGAUGAACUGGUACAACGCCACCGGAUCAGCUCGUGCCGUCGCUCCUCGUCGACCUGCUCCCGCCCGGCGAUCAUCAACUUCAAGCGGAGCUUGAACACGAGCUCCGACGAGGCGAGCAGCGGGUCCUUCAAGUCCAUUGCCUCGGCGAGCGUGGCCAAGGACUACGUGGAGUCGCUGCAUCAGAAUGCGAAGGCCACUCUCCUCUACGGGAAGAACAACGUGCAGGUGCUGCCGAAGGAUGUGGCCGAACCGAUGCCGGGAUACCUCAGCCUGCACCAGCACAUCCAGACGCUGACGAUCAAGUGGACGCCCAACCAGCUGAUGAAUGGCUACAACGACGGCGACGAGGCGGAGGACAUCGACAAGGACGCCUUCUGGGCCUAUGCCCUCAAUAUUAAUGUGGACGAGAUCGUCUAUGUGCAUUGUCACCAGAGUCGCGGCGAAGACAGCGGCGGCACUGUGAUCCUGGUGGGUCAGGAUGGCGUCCAGAGGCCGCCGAUUCACUUUCCCGAAGGCGGACACAUGCAGCAGUUCCUCAGCUGCCUGGAGACGGGCCUCCUGCCACAUGGCCAGCUGGAUCCGCCUCUCUGGUCGCAGCGGGGCAUCGGCAAGAUGUUCCUCUGGCCACGGAGCAUGCGGCGCCGCAUCCUGCCCUCCGUCAUGGAGUCCGUCGACGAGACGCCCAUCGACUACGUCUUCCGCAUCGUCAGCAAAAGUCGCCACGAGGAGUUCGCUGCCACCCAUUCGAUCCUGGACUUUGUGAGGAGCACUCCGCGGCGGGCGCAACUGAGCAGCUGCUCCACCACCGGCAGCAGCGACUGCUCCAACAAGAGCCUCUCCAUCGACCAGUUCCAGUUGGAGUCGCCGAUGCUCCUCCAGCAGCAGCAGCAGCAGCAACAGCAGCAACAACAGCAGCAGCAACAGCAAUUGCUCCAGGCACAAAGCACCAGCAUCGAAAUGGUCUGCUCCACGAUGCGGAGGCAGAUCAUCUCGAGGGCAUUUUACGGAUGGCUGGCCUACUGCCGCCACCUCUCCACGGUGCGCACCCACCUGUCCGGAUUGGUUCACGGCAGGAUUACGCCGGAGAUGAAAGCCGACGAGGAGGGUCUGACCAAGGAGCGCUGGGAGCUCUUGAACGUGGAUGGUGUUCUGGAGAACGCGACGGAGUUCUACCGCCUGGCUUACUUCGGUGGCGUGCAUCCCGACCUGCGCAAGGAUGUGUGGCCCUAUCUCCUGGGACACUAUGCCUUCGGCUCCACCAGCGAAGAGAGGAGGAAGCAGGACGAGACCUGCAAGCACUACUACGAGACGACGAUGAGCGAGUGGCUGGCGGUGGACGCCAUUGUGCAGCAGCGGGAGAAGGAGAAGACCGCCCGGGCGGUGGCCAAGCUGAGUUCCGGCAGCAAUUCCGGGAACGAGAAGACCGUGCGGGCAGCGGAUCUCGAGCUGGAGAACGAGGUGUUCGAGGACAUCUCGGAUAUAUCCGAUCCCGGUGAUCUGGAGUUCGAUGAGCAGCAGCAGCAGCAGCAGGCGGAGUCUUCGGUGAGCGGCAAUCACCUGAGUGUGAAACCCAUUCCGAGGGCCAUGAAAACCAGCACGGACUCGGGUCACGUGGACGAGGGCGAUAACUUCAAUGAGCUGGACGAACAGGAGGAGGAGGAGGCGGAGCAGGAGAAGCCAAAGGAUCAGCAGGAUCCGUCUCGCAGUCAGGAGACCGAGGAGGAGGAGCGAAAGCUGGAGGAUCAGCUCAAUCCGCAGCCGAGUUGCUCCACCUCGACGGCCUCCUCCUACGAAACAGUGGGUCCUGGUGGUGGAAACCAGCAGCCAACCAGCGACACACGAAGUGUCCUCAGUCCGGAGUACCUGAGCGCCGACGAUCUCCAGUUGCCGGAGGACGAGGAUGCAGUGAAGCCCCAGACGCAGCAGACACAGCAGACGGCGGCCGUCAUCAUAACGAAGGCCUCCGUGGACAUAACCCACUGGGAAAGGAGUCCCAAGGCGGAGGAGGGCGGACGAAUGUCGCCAGUUGGCGAACAGGCUGGGGAAGCAACAGCAGGUGGAGCAGGAGGAGGUCCCAGUCUGGACGCUCUGCAGCAGCCGAAGUCCGCCUGCGCUUCGCCAGCCAGCUCCAAUGGAGGUGUCUACAGCAGCGAACUCCUCGAGCAGUUCGGCUUGAAUCUGCAUCGGAUCGAGAAGGACGUGCAGCGGUGCGACAGGAACUACUGGUACUUCGCCAACGAGAACCUGGACAAGCUGCGCAACGUGAUCUCGACGUACGUGUGGGAGCACCUGGACGUGGGCUACAUGCAGGGCAUGUGCGACCUGGUGGCCCCGCUCCUGGUCAUCUUCGACGACGAGUCGCUCAGCUACAGCUGCUUCUGCAAGCUCAUGGAGCGCAUGAUCGAGAACUUCCCCAGCGGAGGAGCCAUGGACAUGCACUUUGCCAACAUGAGAUCCCUCAUACAGAUACUCGACUCGGAGAUGUACGACCUGAUGGACUCGAAUGGGGACUACACGCACUUCUACUUCUGCUACAGGUGGUUCCUGCUCGACUUCAAGAGGGAGCUCGUCUACGACGACGUCUUCGCCACCUGGGAGGUGAUCUGGGCCGCCAAGCACAUCGCCUCCGGCCACUUCGUCCUCUUCCUGGCAUUGGCCCUGCUGGAGACCUACCGCGACAUCAUCCUCUCCAACAGCAUGGACUUCACCGACGUCAUCAAGUUCUUUAAUGAAAUGGCCGAGCGCCACAAUGCCCAAUCGGUGCUCCAGUUGGCCAGAAGUCUGGUCCUCCAGCUGCAGAUGAUCAUCGAGAACAAGUAGAGGAAUUAUAUAGAGCGUUAAUUCAGAUCGUAGCGUAGUUCAGUGAAAAUUUCGUUUGCCAAAGAUAGCAGAAAAUCCAAUUAGAAACCAAAGCGAAAUGGCGGAUUAAAGUAGCAAACAAUAAGUGUGUGUCGAUCGAUGUCUUCGCUAUAAAGAAAAGUAUUUAACCUAGAUUUGUAUGCCACCCGAAAACACUAAGAAAACACCUGUAACUGUAAUCCUAAUGGUAAUCCUAAUGUAUUUCUAUGUCUACAUAAGCUCUUCCUAAAAAACUCUUCGCGCAUAUCCCCAAAAAAUAGAGGAAACCAGAAAACAGGGGCAGCUAAUGCAAAAGACUCUCAACAAAAGAUUGAAAUCUUAUAUACGAAAUCCUUAUACAACUGUAUAGAAAUCUGUUUUACACACUUUGCACUCGAAAAAAACUUGUUUUUAGUGGGCUUUA